UGGCAGAAUUUAAUUUUCUAGAACUUUUAUGGUACAACAUUAUCGUCAAUUCAUGUCGUGACAGAAAGAAUUAGGUGAUAAUUCAACGGGUAUUCUCGCGAUUCCUAUGAUUUCUGCCUCGGUUUAGAGUAUCCAUUCUUGCACAAUGAGUAAACGAAAGCGCGGUUCUAACAAGGCUGGCGCAAAUGGCAGCCAGCCUGCGCAAAAGCGAACGAAGAUUGAUCAAUCUGCGCAGAAUGUUGUUGAGGCAGCAACCCUUGAUCUUGAAAAGUCACCCUUCACCGAGACUUUGAAUGGAGAUGCUCGAAGACGAGAAGCGAAGGUAUACGAAUUACUCGGCAGCGCUGAUAGCGACGAGCGAAUUGCUGCUGCCGACGCGCUCGUCACCGGACUUUUGCUCUCAUCGGAAGCAGCUCUCCAGAGGCAUCUUGACAAUCGUCUGUUUCGCGGUCUAGCGAGCUCGCGGAAUGCUUCUCGAGUAGGCUUCAGCCUUGUGAUAGCUGAGAUACUGAAUCAGCUAUUCGGAUCCAAGGCUUUGGCCAAGUCGAAAUACCCUGGCUUAACAUUCGAUAAGGUCUUGAACAUUUUAGUGGAGAAGACCACGCCUAGCGGUCAUGUUCCCGGACAGGAAGAGAGGGAUUGCUUCUUUGGUCGCUUAUUCGGUUUGCAGUGCUUCGUCGAAUCUAAGAUUCUCUUUGACGAGGCGUCAAGAUGGCCAAAAGUCUUAGAACUACUAUUAGGGAUGGCCGACAAGAAGGUUUGGAUACGGUCGCACUCUGCGUGGGUUGUUGUUGAGUCGCUGCCUCAAAUGGGGCAGGACAGAGCAGAAGCAACCCUUCAGCAGCUCUCUGAUAUUGGCCUUGGCAAGACUGCAGAGGGUAUCGGAAUCUGGAUGAAGGCGCGAAGUUGCUACCCCGACUUGAAGACGCCCGCAAAACCUUGGCAUGAUCCUAUGAGCCCUAGCGUUCUGCCGGAAGUUGCUCGAGUCCUCAAGGAUAAUGUGGCGCAAGACAACGGGGAGGACACAGCUGUCACCAAAGCCAAGCAAGGUGGCUGGACUGCUCAAUUGCACUUUGUCUGGGAUCUUAUACUUGCGACAUUCAUCGGACAGCAUACUAAUCCGAAGGAGAGCAAAGACCAACUGAGGCUUUUUUGGACGACUGUUGUUGAUGAUGGGCUCUUCUCCAAAAAUGCUUCCGAUGCGCAGAAAUUCCGCGGUUUCGUCAUAUUCCAGAAAUUCCUCCAGGGAUUUGCGUCAGACAAGCCAAAUUUGGCUAGGGAAUUAUUUACCCGAAAUCUGAUGAAGUGCCUGAUGAAUCAAGCUGCCAAGGAAGACCGAUAUCUUCAUCGAGCUGCGCUAAAAAGCCUUCAAUCGAUGGAAAAGGCCGUGCAAGCCUCUCCUGAGCUCUUAUUACCAGUUCUCAAGGAGGUUCUUGGGAAGCACGGAGCUUAUGACUUCGACCAGCGAACCAGUACCAAGACGGUCGAGAGCCUGCUUCAAUGGGUCACCCCAGACGAUGCGAAGAACGUUCUCAAGCUUCUUCGAGAUCCUGUUGUUAUCGCGAAAGACAAUGAAUCCGCCGAAAUCGAGAAACUCAGGCAAGUCUACGCUGGCUAUGUGUCAAAAUUAGCAACGCAGGCAAAACCGGUCUCCGAGGCUUCUAAUAACGGCGAUGACACUAUCAACAUUGCGGAGCUCGGUGUCAAGGAAUUAGCGGCAUGCGCCUAUUCGGUACAAUCGCAAUUUAAACCUGAGCUUUCAGAUAAGUCAAGAGAGGCCUUCCGCAGGUUACUCGCAUCUACGAUUGGAAAGGUCAUGAAGCGACGAGCCGACGCUGAGUACUUAUGCAAUGCAGUAAUCUCAGUUGAGCCCACAGCUGUGAACAUGAGCGGAGAAAUCAAAGCUGAGCAAGAGAACGCAUUAAAGGCCAUGCGUAAAUUGCUGAAAGCCGGCAAAAAGUCGGAUAAUAAGAAAUCAGGGGCAUCUGUUGGUCUCGCUCUAUUGUAUGCCAUCACUAUCCUACAACUAUACGAUGGGGCGCCGGAUGCAAUUGACAUUCUACAAGAUCUGGAGCGAUGUUCCGAGAAGAUGAAGAGCAAGGAAGGUGGGAGCUCAGAGCUCCUGGUGGAGAUACUGCUAUCGUUGGUUUCGCGGCAGUCACCUAUGAUGCGGCAGAUUAGCGAGCAAGUCUUCGAGGCAUUCACCUCGCAAUUGUCACCCGAAGCCCUGGAGCUUCUAACGGAGCCACUGGUCGCGGAAGAAAACGAAAAGGGGUACCAAGCGCUAUUCGAGAAUCUGGAGGAUGAGGAUAUGGAGAUGGAAGACGCCGAGGACUCGAGUUCCGAAGAUGAAGUCGAGGACGUUGAAGAAGACGAAAUUUCGGAAAUUGGCUCUGAUGUCGAAUUCGUCACUCUUAACGGCGCAGAGACCGAGGCAGGUGACGAAGACGAGGACGAAGACGAAGAUAGCAGCCCCGAGGACGAGGAUAACGAGCAAGCCGAGGCCAACGCCAAAGAACUCGCGGACCUCGACGACGCGCUCGCCAGAGUCCUAAGAAGCCACCGUCUAGACAAGGACAAAGAGGCCGAGUCCUCAGACAACGACUCGGACAUGACGGACUCGGAAAUGAUAGCCCUAGACGAGAAGCUCGUCGAAGUCUUCAAACAGCGGGCCAAGAAAACGGGCAAGAAGAAGGAGAAGAAAGACGCCAAGGAAUCGGUCGUCAUGUUCAAGCACCGCGUCCUCGACCUCCUCGCCCUGUACCUCAAGCACGAGGCCGCGAACCCGCUGGCCUUCUCCCUCCUCCUGCCCCUCCUCGACCUCGUGCGCACCACCACCGCCAAGCCCCUCGCCAACAAGGCCGGCGCCGCGAUCGAAAACUUCGCCAAGGCGUUCCGGAAGGCGCGCACCACCGCCGCCGUCGCGAGCAGCAGCGAGGCUGGUAGUAGUAGUAAUAGUAGAUUCGUCGCGGAACCGCUGUUCACGCUGCUGAGGCAGAUCCACGAACAGGCGGCUAGGGACGCGUCACACGCGCACAGCCGGGCGGCGUCGGCGGCGAGUCUGCUGGUCGCGUCGAGCUUGGUUGUUGAUAAGGCGAAUGUGGAGGGGGUUAACGAGGUUUAUGCAAGGACGUUUGCGAGGUGUCAGAGGGGCGAGAUGAAGGUCCAGGGCUUCUUCUUUACGGAUUGGGUUAAUUGGGGGAUGGGGCAUGCGGCGAAUGCGGCGAAUUUGAGUGCGGGUGCUGGUGGGGGUGUUGGUGUCGGUACUGGGGGACAGGUAUAGGGAGUGUCGUGAAGGCGUCGUGAAGGCGUGCGAUUCGAGGAUCGAAGAGCCUUGGCUAGAUCGGUGAUACGAGGUAUCCACAACAUGUGCAUGUGCGGGCAGUUUCUGCUGAAGCAUAAUUGGAGAAUUGUGGUCUUGCCUGUUACCUAUCACAGUGAGCUAUGCUUCGUGCUAAAUCUUUCAUUACGCGCGUAAGCGCCCAGCUUCCACUAUAUUUUUCAUGUACGGGAAUUGUGUUUUGAAAACUCCUUCCUAGCUUCUUAGAUCUGCCAGUUACAGGAGUUGUUCUCGAUAAUCUAGGCGGCGGGGCACGACAUGACCUUCAUUCUAACUACCAAACUACACCUAAUCUCGUCGUAGUCGAUUUCUAUUGCGCAUGAAUUAGCACUGGCAUAUUUCCUCCUUUAUCUGUAGCACUUUUCCUCUCGGUUAAAUGCGGCUCUUGUGUCGUCAACGUGCACCUCAGUCAUUACCUAUUGAGACGAGAGGUGCGUCCUAGGUUCGGG
Annulohypoxylon truncatum is the source of this 3789-nucleotide messenger RNA. RefSeq names its product DNA polymerase phi-domain-containing protein. Gene Ontology annotation, cellular component: nucleolus. Gene Ontology annotation, biological process: regulation of DNA-templated transcription. The record is from RefSeq and is a predicted model, not a curated record. NCBI's taxonomy places the organism in Eukaryota, Fungi, Ascomycota, Sordariomycetes, Xylariales, Hypoxylaceae. The transcript is spliced from 3 exons. Gene Ontology annotation, molecular function: transcription factor binding; rDNA binding. Bases 146 to 3283 code for a protein of 1045 amino acids.